GAUCACCGUGACUGCACGCACCUUACAAGAAUUAUAUUUUAGCACUGCGCUCAGCGUACAAAAGCCGUGAUUGCAACCCUUCGUCUGCACACGCUACACCCACUCCCAUCUUUGCACUCCAUUCCUCUAUCAACAGUCCCAAACCCUCGCAAUGUCCAGCAUCUCGUUCAAAGACAACUUUACUCAUAUCAUCGGUGGUCAGAAAGUGAGCUCAGCCUUAACUAGGGAUGUCAUCAAUCCUGCCACGGAAGAAGUGGUGGCAUCUGUUCCUGUAGCUACCAAAGAGCAGCUCGAUGCUGCUAUCGAUGCUGCUGCCACUGCUUUUCCUGCCUGGGCUGCUACACCUCUAGAGCAACGCCAGUCCCUGGUGGAGCAAGUGGGUAUCCUCCUAAAUGCAGAUGCAAAUCAAUUUGCAGAGAUACUUGUUAAGGAGGGUGGAAAGACAAAGUCAUUGGCAGAUCUCGAAGUAGGAGGCACCGCAGCUUGGAUGCUUGCAGCAAAAGCGCAAUUCCUGUCAGAUGAAAUCAUCAUCGAUACACCAGAUAGAAGGGUUGUUUCGCAUUAUGUUCCACUGGGUGUCUGCGCAGCAUUAACUCCCUGGAAUUUUCCUUUGACUUUAUUAAUUUGGAAAGUGGUUCCAGCACUUGUUACCGGUAACUGCCUUAUCGUCAAGCCAUCUCCAUAUGCUCCUCUCGCAGCCAUGAAAUUCGUAGAGUUAGCUCAGCGCGUUUUACCACCCGGUGUCCUAUCUGUCCUGUCUGGUGAUGACGAUCUGGGACCUUGGAUAUCGACUCAUCCUCGAAUUGCACGUAUUUCCCUCACUGGUUCAUUGGGAGCUGGAAGAGCUAUUAUGAAAGCAGGAUCAGCAACGCUAAAGCGUCUCACUCUGGAACUCAGCGGCAACGACCCUGCGAUCGUUUUAGAUGACGUCGACCCCAAAGUUAUUGCGCCGCAAAUAUUCUGGAAUGCACUACUUAACUCUGGACAAAUUUGUGUCGCGUUGAAACGCAUAUACAUCCACGAUAAAAUAUACGACGCUGUUCGAGACGAGUUGGUAGCAUUUGCGAAAACGAUCCGAGUUGGCAACGGUAUGGACCCAGAAACAGCUCUUGGUCCUGUCCAGAACAAGGAUCAAUUCACCAAAGCCAAAACGUUCCUCGAAGACUGUAAACGCAAUGGUCACACUAUCGCUUUGGGAGGCACGGUCGACGAGAGCCAGAAAGGUUACUUCAUCCCCGUAACUAUAAUUGACAACCCGCCAGAUAACUCCAAAGUUGUGCGAGAAGAGCCUUUUGCUCCCAUCCUGCCUUUGAUGAGAUGGUCUGAUGAGGACGAUGUGAUCGCGAGGGCAAAUGACAGCGAGUAUGGUCUGGGUGCAACUGUUUGGGGGAACGACCUUACACGUGCUCAGUCUAUCGCACGAAGGCUGGAAGCAGGGACAGUCUGGAUCAACGAAGCUCAUCAAUUCCACUGGGAUCAGCCUUUUGGUGGCUUCAAGUUGUCUGGGUUAGGCGUCGAGCAUUCUAAGUAUGGCCUUUCUUCGUGGACCAACAUUCAAACCAUCACUCUGAAAAAAUCUAAAACGUAACACUGUCUUAUUCACAUUCAUGCUAGCGCUAUCCUGUUGAAAAUGUACUAGUAUUUGUAUCAUACGGAUGUACCUCAGUUUUUGGGAUACAUGUCAUGACAGGGCAUUAAAAAAUGCUGGUGAAUUGAAUUGUUGAGUCGUCCACAGUAGCCUCAUUUUACAAUAAAGACAUAACGCAAACUAGAAUAGCAGCAUCCCAGUGUAAUAACAUCACUUUUGUAAACGCUGGCUUGAUUAACAGCAGGGAAAGAGGAAACUGCGGAAGGCCCCCCGUGAACAUGACACCGGGCGCACUCUUUAACAGAUUGAUUGAACUUCUAUGUUCAAAUGUGGCCCCUAAGGGCGAUUUUUGGCACAAGGUGGCAAUACCGGGACAUAUGUUGAACCAAAUGUCUCCAGUAUUACGCCAAAGCACUCCCCCCACUCUCGCCUACACGCCAUACCUCCAUACCACCUUCACCGCCAACGCCAACAAUGCCACUGGCCCAGUCUACACUCAAGAUCUUCUGACCAUCCCAAACUUUGAAGACGGAGACAGCACCCUUCAUGCUCCGCAAGUCCCACAUCCGCGCAAUACCAUCGUAAGCGCCGGAAAUAAGCUGGUGAGACCCAGACAAAAGCGAUGGUGCAAUACAGGACGGCGUUGCUGGGUGAGCCAGAGUGCCGAUUGAAGAGUUUACAGAUGAAGCAGACGAUCGCACAUCGUAAAGAGAGAUAGUACGAUCUGUCGAAGCUGCUAUAGCCGUGUUCCCGUCUGACGUGAGGGCCAAAUCUACCAUGGGCCUUUCUGGUGCAUUUAUGGUGAAGGUACAGAUACCAAGCUCAACAUCCCAGGUACGAACUGUAAAAUCGAAGCCACAGCUGUAGGCAACUCUAUCCGAGUUCUGAGAAAAAAUAGCCUUGGAGACUCGUGCGGUGUGUGAUUUGAGUACGGCCAAAGGAGCCUUACGUUUUGGUCCAUCGCUAUCGUCGACAACCUUCCGCCUUUUUUUUCUGUCGGACGUGCUUACUCGAUCGAGGGGCACUUCGUCGUCGUCUGGGACAUCUGUAUUCCAAUAACCGAUGAGUCCAUCCCAUGAAGCAGUUAAGAGUUUUGACCCUGACGAAUCUGAGGAGACUGAUGAAAGUGGAGCGGUAUGUAGAUGUAGGGAAGCUAGCGUCUGCAGUUGGAUAGUCUGAUCGGAUGAGAGUG
Molecule: messenger RNA, 2780 nt
Organism: Serpula lacrymans var. lacrymans S7.9
Lineage: Eukaryota; Fungi; Basidiomycota; Agaricomycetes; Boletales; Serpulaceae
Exons: 14
Coding region: 152-1588 (478 amino acids)
Molecular function (GO): aldehyde dehydrogenase (NAD+) activity
Source: RefSeq, a predicted model, not a curated record